Messenger RNA from Colletotrichum graminicola M1.001, 1524 nucleotides. RefSeq lists its product as uncharacterized. The transcript is spliced from 4 exons. The record is from RefSeq and is a predicted model, not a curated record. Bases 1 to 1524 code for a protein of 507 amino acids. Lineage: Eukaryota; Fungi; Ascomycota; Sordariomycetes; Glomerellales; Glomerellaceae.
AUGGCGUCAGAUACGCAAACCGCGAUAUGUCUCGACAUAGCCGUCGACCACCGUAUUAGAAAACUUCUCAAACCUGUCCCAAGAUACGCGACAGAUACUUCCACACAUGUCUCCCGUUUGGAGCAAGAGGGCCGGUCGUUGCGGUUGCCACGCGCCGAGAUCCAAGUCACAGCACAGCUAGCGGGCCCGCCUGUAAAAGGCGGCAUCGUCGUCAUGCUGCAGCAGCCACGGCACAACCACCCGUUCGAGGAGGGCCUCGGUGCCGUCAUUGACAACUGCGAAACGCUCCGUGCCCUUGAAGACAUAUUCACUGUGGUCUCCCGCGGGACCCUGGAUUUUCGGAAGGACGUCGCCGUCAUCGAUCUGCUCCCAUAUGUUUCGGGAGACCCAAGGGAUGUCGACGACACGAGGCUGAAGAAUGCCUUUCGCACAUCGACUGCGACUAUCUGCGAUAAGAGGCCAGACGUUCUGCUCUGCGCGGGCAAGAUAAUGAUGCCUCUUGGAAGAGCGAAGACUGUCAAGGGCGAUUCUUACAAGUUCGAGAAUAUCGGGAUCGGGGAGCAAUUCGGACGUGUUCCGAAGUGGCAAGUCAGGGCGUUGGUUCGGCCGGAAGGACAGCAUUAUCAAGAGCUCUACUCGGAGACCCUGUUUGACGUAAGCAUGUGCGUCAGCCGUCUCAUUCCCACCGACCAGGGCUACGAGGUCUUGCUCAACAGUGCUCUAAGCGAGAAAUGCAACAAUGCUAGUCUUAUUCUGCGCCAGAUGCUUCGCCUCAAGGAAAGGGGCUGGCUCGAAUCUGUAGCCUGGAUCAACGAGGCUGCCCUCGAGCGAGUGGCGGCCGACACUGAUCAAUUCGCCACCGACACUUACCACUUUGUCCAAAGGCCUGCACCCAGAGCCGCAAGGCUGCCCGUCGAAACGCCGCUCGCCAGGAUGCUCCGAGAAAACCUCGAUCUCAUAUUUACGCGUGCCACGGUGGUGCAGCGUCGCGAAGAGUAUGACUUUAGCUUGAAGGACGCAGCCAAUGAUUUCCUCGAUCUGGCAGUCAAAAUCGAGACGCUGCUGCUGAAUCUUUUGCGCGAGAAGGAAGCGGCGCUUUACGCACAUGGCCAAGAAGACGUACUUUCAAAGAAGCUGAGCGGGUUGACUCUUGCGCCGAUCGCCACUCCGGUGACUACACUGUUGCCAGGCUUCUACCGCCGUCAACCAUCGCCGAUACGCAUGGCGAAGCUUCCGAGCAGUCAGGUCAGUCGGGUCAACUCCGACAUAUCUUCGGUCAGCUGGGGUCUUGAUUACUUUCAGGAAGAGAAGAUCACGCCCCUGGCCUGGAGAGAGUCUCCUGUAACGUCGUCUGCUGACGAAGAUACGGGCGAUAUCCGCCUCUUCUUGCGGCACAACGUAAACCCCGUCGAGCUCUUCUACAACCUCUUCUUCAUUUCCAAUCUCGAAAGCUUUGGGCAGACGUACUUUAUCGCCAACCUCGGCAGUCUCACAGCCUACCUUGGCUUCUUCGGCAUCACCUGA